Ectocarpus sp. CCAP 1310/34 is the source of this 260-nucleotide messenger RNA. NCBI's taxonomy places the organism in Eukaryota, Phaeophyceae, Ectocarpales, Ectocarpaceae. The record is from the annotation of a GenBank genome assembly.
GAGAAGGACCCCGCUGUCAAGGCCAUGACGGAGGCAAGUUGGUUCGAGAUGUCUCUCAACAUGUGCAAGAUUUUGUGCACUUGUGAAGGACACCUGUUCCUUCUCAGCCGUAAUGAAAAGCCUUUGGUUGCUGCUUUUCACCUUCUGCGUUUGGGGCCACCCAGCUCGCGAUGUGUGUUUCAUGGUGGGUGCGCAUGUUUCCGCGAGGUGGGCAACACGUGCUAGUUGCGCCGCUGCUGUGAAGUCCAAGCCUCAAACGU